CACCAAAUCCCCCUUUCCCAUUUUCCCUUUAUCGUGAGUGACGAACCCUAUCUUCUCAUCCAUAACUAUCGAAUCAGUUCUCCUCCCAAGCCCUCUCCAAUUGCUAAAUUUUUUGUGCUUCCCGUCGCUAUCUACGGAUUAAGGAAGUGAUCGAUUAGUAUGGUUCUGUUCGAGGAUUGAGGGAUUGAAUCGCGGGCUCGAGAGGUGGACGAGGAAGGACUGAUCAGAAAAUAAAUUUUACGGUCUGAACGUUUCCAGACGAAACCACAGACUCGAUAGCUAGGGGAAGGGCUGAAUGGCGAAGAAACUCCAUACUUGAAAUGUCUUAAACAAAAUCGAUGGAGAUAGCGGUGGAGAGGCGACGUCGAACAGUUGGAAGGGGAAUUGGAAAUAGCAGAUGGAGAAGCUAAAUCGUACUGCAGAAGUGGAAAGGUGGGGAAAAGCUUGAUCGAGCUUGGAUGUGACUGGAAGACCGAGAUGCAGGCGGCGGGAACCGGUGUUGUCAACACAUUGUCUGAUUGGAGAAGGAUUUCUUGGAUUCAGGUUUCGUGGUGGUGGAUCACGUUCGAUUUGGCCGAAUUUGAUAUGGGUGGGUGCUUUCCUUGUGUCGGACCAUCGAACAAGAACGGCAGCAGAAACAUCCACGACGAAGCUGGAAGUGGAUGCAAAGAAGCUGCGAAGAAAGAUUUAGCUUCAGUUUCGGACCAUCAAUUAAUAACCUCACUAGGAAUUAAAUGCCUCGGGUGUAACUUCUCUAUAUCAUACUUCAGUGAAGUUCGAUUAACAAAUGGCAACAAGCUCUGAGUUGUUUCUUGUGGAUCCUUUUUUGUUUGCAGGUUGAGAAUCUAGAGGGGAAAAGGUGGGGUUGUUCCUAGGCAUUGAGCAAAGGAGCGAGAUGCUCUUUACUGGAAGAAGGAGCUUAAAUAGUCUGAGGGGGACCUCUAUAGGCUUAAGUAGCAGAUUCUUUGAGCUAUAAAAUCUCAAAUCAUAGCUCGAUGCUGCUUCUGCUUUGGUGGUUGAGCUGAAGGCUUAAUUGGCAGCUUACAUUACAUGGAGUCAAAAGUUAAUUGGCAGCUUACAUUCACUAUACACCAGAGGGACCAUUCUUUCAAGAGUCGACAACCAUUCACUAUCAACCAUUAAAAAAGAAACACUGGCAAGGGACCAUUGUCACCAGCAACAUCCCAAAACAAAUCCCCAAAAACCAAUAAUAGCAUACAAAGAGAAUUCAUUGCCCCUUGCACCCCGUAAAAGAUCACAACAACUAGCUCUCAGGCUCUCAGUUCUUGGCUCUACACAUAGACAGAAGUAGCCUGUCGCUAGACUCAAUUCAUUUGCUGCCAUCCACCUCUCUACUAAUUAAGCCUGGUUCCAGUCUUUGUGACAGAAGCAACCUUCUCUUUAGUAAAGCAAGCCAUCCUUCAGCAACUUCCCGCUCUACUUUCAUUGUACUAAUUAGCCAACUUGUUAGUUGACA
This is a messenger RNA of Linum tenue, 1477 nucleotides long. The record is from the annotation of a GenBank genome assembly. Lineage: Eukaryota; Viridiplantae; Streptophyta; Magnoliopsida; Malpighiales; Linaceae.